AUGUCCAACGGUAUCGACGAGGGUCCCUCAGGCGGUCCUUCGUCACCUACAGAAAACUUGACAGAUCACUCGUUCAAGAGCCUCAUCCCUGCAGAACUCCGUUCAUCUUUGGAUAGUGACAGAAGCAAUACACCGCCCAUAAAUCUCAUACCCAACGGGUCCAGUGCAGAAACUACAGACGAAGAUGACACACUGGAUCCUAUAUCUAGGCUACAAAGAGAGCUGGAACGUACUCGUGGAGAGAAGGAGACUCUCGCAACCCAGUAUAGAAACUUGGUAGCCAAACUGACUACCAUGCGGACUACACUGGGGAAUAAAUUGAAACAAGAUGCUGAAGAGCUUGAUCGUAGAGAACAAUUAUUACACCAGUUGACAGCCCAAAAUGACGACUUAUCCGCAACAGUGGAAACCCUGAAGGAGGAGCUCAUUGCCUCAAAUGAGGAGGUGGAUCGCGCUUCAAACGAACUUGACCUCUUGCGAAAUCGUACACUGCACGAAAACACUCAAGAAGCGUUAUUGCGGGAUCGCGAACUUCGGAACGCUCAAACCGAACUUGAACGAUAUCGAAUGAUACUCGAGGAACGCGAUCUCAAUGAAAUGAAGGAGAAGGCAAUGUUAGAUGAAGCGAGAGGUAAUAUUGAGACAUUGGAAACCGAGGUGAAAUUGGCAAAGGCUGCCAUUGAGAGGUUGGAAACCUCGAACAAAUUGGAGAAGGAGAGGGCCAAUAAUCUUCAGUCGGUUUUGGCAGAUUUUCAGGAAGCGAAAGAACAUGAGUUGCGACAGGCCGUGAAAGAUUACGAGUCUCAACUUCUCCAAGCCACCCAAUCGUUAGCCGAAUUCAAACAUCGUGCUUUGACAGCCGAACUAAGCCUCGAAGAGUCCCAAGCUAACAGCUCAAGGACACAGGAGCUUGAGAAGGAGGUGAAAGAGAAGCACCUUCUGAUUGGCAAACUACGGCAUGAAGCUGUGAUUAUCAAUGAGCAUCUAAUGGAGGCGCUUCGACGACUUCGGAGAAAUUCAUCUGACCAUAAUGUCGAUCGCCGACUGGUCACGAACGUUCUUCUCUCCUUUUUAACUACUUCUCGUGCGGACGCCAAGCGGUUUGAAAUGCUUUCUCUACUGGCGAGCAUCCUCUCCUGGAAUGAUGUUGAAAGAGAGAAAGCUGGCCUUCAGCGAGCUAAUGCAAACAUCAAUCUGUCGUCAUCCUCCUUCUGGAGACGUUCAUCGUCCAGCUCAGGUUCGGGACCCCAGCCUGAACUAAUCAAAUCGGACGAAACUGAGUCAUUCUCUCGUCUAUGGGUGGAAUUCUUGCUCACUGAAGCAGCUUCUGGAGAGAACCCAACCUCGACUCCUGUCAGCCCCACUAAACGAGAUUCUUCUCUCCCUAGUACUCCCACAUUAGGAAACUUUUCACCACCGAGUCUUUCUCCUGGCUUUAAACAAGGACUCAGUCAAAUUUCGAGCUCUGCCGCUAUUGCAAGUACACCGAAUCUGUCUUUACCGCCGAAAGGAAAGGAGAAGUCAGAGUCAUAA
This is a messenger RNA of Marasmius oreades (fairy-ring Marasmius), 1533 nucleotides long. RefSeq lists its product as uncharacterized. Gene Ontology annotation, cellular component: Golgi apparatus. Gene Ontology annotation, molecular function: small GTPase binding. The record is from RefSeq and is a predicted model, not a curated record. The transcript has 6 exons. NCBI's taxonomy places the organism in Eukaryota, Fungi, Basidiomycota, Agaricomycetes, Agaricales, Marasmiaceae. Bases 1 to 1533 code for a protein of 510 amino acids. Gene Ontology annotation, biological process: endoplasmic reticulum to Golgi vesicle-mediated transport; Golgi organization.